Molecule: messenger RNA, 2073 nt
Organism: Oppiella nova
Lineage: Eukaryota; Metazoa; Arthropoda; Arachnida; Sarcoptiformes; Oppiidae
Source: the annotation of a GenBank genome assembly
AUAAGUUUCCCGAAGUUUAAGACCAGAUUUGAGUUCAUUUGCAUCGAUGGCCACGACUUAUAUUCGGCGUUGGAUUCGGCGAAAGUGGCGGAUCUAUUGCUGUGUCUGCACUCCAGUGACCCGAACAGUACCACCGCUGACGACAGCGACGGUCACCCACUCCUGACCGCCAUUUACAGCCACUUCUUGCCCACAACUGUUCACGUGAUUUACGGCUUAAACGCUUUGCCGCCGAAGAAGCGAACGGACACCAAGAAAGCGGUUCAGAAGUUUGUCGACAAUAGGUUCGCCAACACUGAAAAGGUGCGAUCGGUUGACACCGCCGCUGACGCCACACAACUCAUCCAUUAUUUGUCAAACUGUCGCCGAAGAGUCAGCGCUUUUCGUAGACAUCGACCGCAAGUGUUGACCGAACGGCUCGAAUACGUGCCGAACGGUGCUGAAGAUCUAGAGAGGGGUACUCUUAAGGUCACGGGUUAUGUCCGGAACAGGUGUCUGGACGUGAACUCAUUGAUCCACAUCGCGGGAUAUGGCGACUACCAGUUGUCGGAAAUUGAAGUGUUAACUGAUCCAAACCCGAUGUCCACAACCAGACAAUCCACUAAAUCGAGUGAUGAGUCGAUGGCUACGGACCAGAAGAAUAAUCUUAAGUUUGUCUUAAGACCAGAUCCGUUGAAACAACAGGCGCUUGACUUUGAGAACAUUCCGGAUCCGAUGUCCGGCGAACAGACGUGGCCUACAGAUGAAGAACUAAUGGCUGCUGAGGCAGAGAACAAGAAUAAAGUGGUGAAACGGGUGCCAAAGGGGACGUCCGAUUAUCAGGCGGCUUGGAUUGUGGAUAAUAGCGAUGAAAGCGAUGGUAAAGAUAGUGAUAACGACUCUGAAGACUCAGACGAAGGAUCAGAUGAGGAGCCAAUGGAAGCGAUUAAAGAAGACGAAGAAGAGAGUGACGCGAGUGAUGCCGAAGAUAUGGAGGACAUGGAGACGAUGUCAGUGACCACUACUGGGCCUACAAAUGACGCUAAUUAUGACCAGAAACUGGACUUAACUGAAGAACAGACGGCGCUCCAGAAGUUUAAGGCUCAGCGACAGUACGAGCUCUGGCCGGACGAAGUGGACACACCUACCGACCAACCUGCGCGCCAACGGUUCCAGCGGUUUAGAGGACUCAAGAGUUUCCGGACGAGUCCUUGGGAUCCGAUGGAGAAUCUGCCCGAAGACUACGCGAAAUGCUUUCAGUUCGAGAACUUCCAGAGGACUAAACGCCGUGUUCUGAACGCUGGAUCGGCUACGGGUGAUGAGCCUACUGGCGCUCAAAACGGUUGGUUCGUUUGCGUACACGUGAAGGACUGUCCGAAACUUGUCUACCAGUCCUAUGCGGACAAUCGGAAACCAUUGCUAUUAAACGGUCUCUUAGAACACGAGCACCGGAUGUCUGUCCAGAAUCUGGUGAUCCGAAAGCACCCGUCGUUCGGCUCGGAACCCAUCCAAUCGAAGGAGUCACUGGUUUUCCACGUCGGGUGCCGUCGAUUCCGGGCGGCGCCGGUAUUCUCGGCCCACACUAACGGAGACAAACAUAAGUUGGAAAAGUAUAUGAGAGCCGACGCACCAGUGGUGGCCACACUGUACGCCCCCAUAACGUUCCCACCCGCGUCCGUAUUGGUCUAUAAGUCCUAUAGCGACGGUAGAGCUGAUCAACUGGUGGCCACCGGUUCCUUAUUAAGCUGUAAUCCCUCGCGAGUAGUGACUAAACGUGUGGUAUUGAGUGGACACCCGUUUAAGAUUAACCGGAAGCACGCGGUGGUGCGGUAUAUGUUCUUCAAUAGGGAAGACAUCCAGUGGUUUAAACCGAUUGAGUUGAGGACCAAAUAUGGACGAAAGGGUCACAUUCGGGAACCGCUCGGAACUCACGGACACAUGAAGUGUGUAUUUGAUCGACAACUCAAUAGUCAGGACACAGUCCUCAUGAAUCUAUAUAAGCGAGUGUUUCCGAAGUGGACAUACGAACCACUGCUGGCAUCGACUUGUGGUGCAGGUCCGGUGGUGGAACCGAUUGGUGAUGAUAUGAAUUGA